AAGUUCAAAAGUUCAAGGAUGAACUAUAAAGUUGAACCUUGUUACUCAUUGCAUAUGUUUUAGGCUCUAGAUUCAAUAAGGAUUUGGUUCAUUUUCCUAGCAGAUUUGAUUGCCCUUGUACUCUUGCAAUAACCACAUUUUCAACAUGGCAGAUGUGAACUACAAUUCAGUAGUGUCUGGCUUAAGGAAGGAGUUCAAUACAGGGAAGACGAAGACAUUCAGAUGGAGAAUGGAUCAGCUCACAGCCCUUCUCAGACUUUUGGAUGAAAACACAGAUGCUUUGAAUAAUGCCCUCAAACAAGACUUAAAUAAGUGUGUAGCAGAAGCAGUGUUGUUUGAAGUGAAUUACAGUCGAAAUGAGGUUAUCACUGCUAUGAGUAACCUUAAGGAAUGGAUGGAACCUGAGUGGGUGAAGAAAAACCUAUUUACAAUGAUGGACACAUGUUUCAUAAAGCGUGAACCCCUUGGAGUGGCCCUGAUCCUAGGGGCAUGGAACUACCCCAUACAACUCACCCUCUGUCCCCUAGUGGGAGCAAUAGCAGCAGGUAACUGUGUGCUCCUUAAGCCAUCAGAGGUUUCAAUGAACACAGCUUUGCUACUGGAGAAGUUACUGCCCAAGUACCUUGAUAAUGAUUGCCUUAAAGUUAUCAAUGGAGGAAUACCAGAGACCACUGCCCUACUGAAUGAGCGCUAUGACUACAUAUUCUACACAGGGAACACCAACGUGGGCAAGAUUGUGUACCAAGCUGCUGCUAAGCACCUUACACCAGUGACACUAGAGUUAGGCGGCAAAAGCCCUUGUUAUAUUGACAAGGAAACAGACUUGGAUGUGGCAUCUAAUCGACUUGCUUGGGGAAAAUGGGCAAAUGCUGGUCAGACUUGUAUUGCCCCAGAUUAUGUCCUAGUCAGGCCAGAGUUGCAGGACAAGCUUAUUGGUAAACUGAAAGAGUCAAUCAAAAAAUUCUUUGGAGAUGACCCUAAACAAUCUAAUGAUUUUGCAAGAAUAGUCAACAGCAGACAUGUCGACCGAGUGAGAAAGUUUGUAGAAAAUGGAGGUGGAAGUGUUGCACAUGGGGGUGUCAUUGAUGAGAAAGCAAGGUACAUCUCUCCCACAAUUCUUAAAGAUGUUAAAGACACUGACGCAGCAAUGCAAGAGGAGAUAUUUGGUCCUGUAUUACCCAUCAUGCCAGUUCAGAAUGAACAGGAAGCCAUCAACUUCAUCAAUAGCAGGGAGAAACCACUUGCUAUGUAUGUGUUCGCCAAUGACAAAAAAGUGGCUGAGAGAAUGAUCAAUGCAACAUCCAGUGGAAGCUGUGUGGUCAAUGACUGCUUGGUACAGGGGGCAUUGGAAACACUCCCCUUUGGUGGUGUGGGGCACAGUGGUAUUGGGGCUUACCACGGAAAGUUCUCCUUCGAGACAUUCACCCACAAGAGGGCAUGCAUGAUGAAAGAGCUUAAAAUGGAAGCUGUCAAUGUAAUAAGGUACCCUCCAUAUACAGAAAAGAAGACUAAUUGGGCAAAGUGGCUGCUGAAGAAACCCACCAAGAAAAACCCAGUUCUAGCAUGGGCUCCAUAUUUACUAAUGGGAGUGGUUCUUGCUCUUCUGAUCAAGGUUCUUGGGCUACAAAGCUAUCUUGGAUUCUAAAUAUCAGUUCACAUUCUACAGAACUAUGACAAUAUGAUUAUUUAAGUGGAGUAUGGUGAAGAUACAGAGUACUAUAUAUAGUAUAAUAGAAGUAGUAUAAUAAUGGCCAGCAGAAGGUCUACCAAAGAGAUGAAUAAAUCUAGUUUAUAGAAUAGUGCCAUAAUUUAAUAUAGUACUAUUUACAGAAAAUAAAAGCAAUUAAAUCAUGAUAAAAUGCUCAAAGUGAAAUGUGUACUAUGAAAACACAUUUAAAAGUCACCAAAAAGCAGAGUAAAUAAUGAUAUAUUAAUAUCAGUAAAAACAGUGACUCUUAUUCAGAUCUCUAUGUGUCAACAUUUAUGGAUUAUGACAACAUGUGUGUAUUACUUUAUAUCUAAAGUAAGAGUCAUUUUGGUGCAAAAUUAUGUGAUUCAUUUUCUUUGAAUUCAAAAGAUUAAAAAUGAUAACAAUAUUGAUUGGGAUGGUAUUUUUAUGGUCAAUGGGUGCCAAAAUGUCAAGAUUUUGUGUCUUGGGAAGAUUUGAAUUUUUCAAUGAUAAUUACAUGACAUGGCAUACGGAUUCUGCUUGUUGGAUUGCAAUAGAUGUUCUCAGUUUGUUUAUGUGAAAUGUAAAAGAAUGGGUAUCGAUAUGGCGAACUUUUUGAACACACGUUUCUCUUAAACCAGUCAUCAAAAAUUUCUGAAAAUCUUAGAAAUUGCCAUCUUUUCAAUGGUAACAAUAUAAUUUGAAAU
Messenger RNA from Owenia fusiformis, 2376 nucleotides. Lineage: Eukaryota; Metazoa; Annelida; Polychaeta; Sabellida; Oweniidae. The record is from the annotation of a GenBank genome assembly.